GCAGCGGCGCUGGGGAGGGCGAGGCGGAGGCGGCAAAACAGGCGGUCGAGCAGAACGUGUAGCCGCGUCCCCUCGAGUCCGCUUCGGGCAGCUGCUGAUGCCAGGAGUCCCCAGGGCUCCUGUCCACUUCACUGCUGACCCGCCCACCCACCUGUGCUGAGCCUUCCUUCAGGCCUCCCCACUACUUCUGUGGGAUCCUGUGACGUGGGGUCAGCCCGGCUGGAGAAGAAAACCCUCUCAUGCUAGCAUUGCAGACCCCAGAGGGUCCUGUGUGGGUGCUGAGAUGGCCAAUGAGAAUCACGGUAGCCCCCGGGAGGAAGCUUCCCUGCUGAGUCACUCCCCGGGCACCUCCAAUCAGAGCCAGCCCUGUUCUCCAAAGCCAGUGCGCCUGGUACAGGAUCUCCCAGAGGAGCUGGUGCACGCAGGCUGGGAGAAGUGUUGGAGCCGGAGAGAGAAUCGUCCCUACUACUUCAACCGAUUCACCAACCAGUCCCUCUGGGAGAUGCCAGUGCUGGGCCAGCAUGAUGUGAUUUCGGACCCUUUGGGGCUGAAUGCAACCCCACUGCCCCAAGACUCAAGCUUGGUGGAAGCCCCCCUAGCUGAGAACAAGUCCAGAAAGCGGCAGCUCUCCGAAGAGCAGCCAAGUGGCAAUGGUGUAAAGAAGCCUAAGAUUGAAAUCCCUGUGACACCCACAGGCCAGUCGGUGCCCAGUUCGCCCAGCAUCCCAGGAACCCCAACUCUGAAGAUUUGGGGUGCAUCUUCUGAAGAUAAACAGCAGGCAGCACUUCUCCGGCCCACUGAGGUGUACUGGGACCUGGAUAUCCAGACCAAUGCUGUCAUCAAACACCGAGGGCCUUCAGAGAUCCUGCCUCCACAUCCUGAAGUGGAGCUGCUUCGCUCCCAGCUAAUCUUGAAGCUUAGGCAGCACUACCGGGAGCUGUGCCAGCAGCGGGAAGGAAUUGAGCCUCCCCGGGAAUCUUUCAACCGCUGGAUGCUGGAGCGCAAGGUGGUAGACAAAGGAUCUGAUCCCCUGUUGCCAAGCAACUGUGAACCAGUCGUGUCACCUUCCAUGUUUCGUGAAAUCAUGAAUGACAUUCCCAUCAGGUUAUCUCGAAUCAAGUUCCGGGAGGAAGCCAAGCGCCUGCUCUUCAAAUAUGCAGAGGCUGCCAGGCGGCUUAUUGAGUCCAGGAGCGCAUCCCCUGACAGCAGGAAGGUGGUCAAGUGGAAUGUGGAAGACACCUUCAGCUGGCUUCGAAAGGACCAUUCAGCCUCCAAGGAGGACUACAUGGACCGCCUGGAGCACCUGCGGAGGCAGUGUGGCCCCCACGUCUCAGCUGCAGCCAAGGACUCUGUGGAAGGAAUCUGCAGCAAGAUCUAUCACAUCUCCCUGGAAUAUGUCAAACGGAUCCGAGAGAAGCACCUCGCCAUCCUCAAGGAAAACAAUAUUCCAGAGGAGGUGGAGGCCUCCGAGAUGGAGCCCCGCCUAGUGUACUGCUACCCUGUGCGGCUGGCCGUGUCCGCGCCCCCCAUGCCCAGCGUGGAGAUGCACAUGGAGAACAAUGUGGUCUGCAUUCGGUAUAAGGGAGAAAUGGUCAAGGUCAGCCGCAACUACUUCAGCAAGCUGUGGCUCCUUUACCGCUACAGCUGUAUCGAUGAUUCUGCCUCGGAGCGGUUCUUACCGCGGGUCUGGUGUCUUCUCCGGCGAUACCAGAUGAUGUUUGGAGUGGGCCUCUAUGAGGGGACUGGCCUGCAGGGAUCAUUGCCUGUGCACGUCUUUGAGGCUCUCCACCGACUCUUCGGCGUCAGCUUUGAGUGCUUUGCCUCACCCCUCAACUGCUACUUCCGCCAGUACUGCUCUGCCUUCCCUGACACAGAUGGCUACUUUGGUUCCCGAGGCCCCUGUCUGGACUUCGCCCCACUGAGUGGUUCCUUUGAGGCCAACCCUCCAUUCUGUGAGGAGCUCAUGGAUGCGAUGGUCUCUCACUUUGAGAAACUGCUGGAUAGCUCACCAGAGCCCCUGUCCUUCAUCGUGUUCAUCCCUGAGUGGCGGGAACCCCCCACACCAGUGCUCACCCGCAUGGAGCAGAGCCGCUUCAAACGCCACCAGCUGGUCCUGCCUGCCUUUGAGCACGAAUACCGCAGUGGCUCCCAGCACAUCUGCAAGAAGGAGGAAAUGCACUACAAGGCCGUCCACAACACAGCCGUGCUCUUCCUACAGAACGAACCUGGCUUUACCAAGUGGGGACCGACGCCUGAGCGGUUACAGGAGCUGACCACUGCCUACCGGCAGUCAGCCCGAAGCCAUGGCUCCAGCUCUUCCUCAUCUUCCGAGGCCAAGGACCGGGACUCAGGCCGAGAGCAGGGGCCUAGCCGAGAGCCUCACCCCACUUAACACACCCUGCGGGGAGGAGGAGCCCCAUGGGUGCUGUAUGAAUGGCUGGGACUCCAGGGCCCUCCCCUGGGGUGGCAGCAGGACUUGGGCUGCCAGUGACAUAGGAAUAUUAUGGCUCUGCUAGGGCUCCCCCUCCCUGCCUCUGCCUCCUCUCCCCACCUCGGACUCUCUCCAAGUCUCUAUUGUAAAUAGGCCUAUGUCUUCCCAGCCCCACACUGACCCUGUUGCUGCCUUGUUUCAUUUGUAAAAGGAAAUACAGAACCCCACCAACAA
Dipodomys spectabilis (banner-tailed kangaroo rat) is the source of this 2665-nucleotide messenger RNA. It is a transcript of the gene Pcif1, whose product is annotated as phosphorylated CTD interacting factor 1. The record is from RefSeq and is a predicted model, not a curated record. NCBI's taxonomy places the organism in Eukaryota, Metazoa, Chordata, Mammalia, Rodentia, Heteromyidae. Gene Ontology annotation, molecular function: RNA polymerase II C-terminal domain binding; mRNA (2'-O-methyladenosine-N6-)-methyltransferase activity. Gene Ontology annotation, cellular component: nucleus. Bases 284 to 2392 code for a protein of 702 amino acids. The transcript is spliced from 17 exons.